AUGAACCUUUACAAACUUUCACUGAGGUUCGAUUGCCACCUUGCAGAACUAGCCUUAAUCGGAGAAUGGAAUCGUGGGCCAAGAAAUGCUGAAUGCGAAAUGAAGGGUGUAAUGGGCAAGUGUAUAGAGGGGUCGCUGCUGGAUAUUGCGAUGACACAAAGUGGUAAACAUCCAUGUAUAGGUCGGGUACUUACCGCAAGAAACAGAUUUGGAUGUGCUGUGUUGCUGUUCACCGAAAAAAGUAGUGAGCACCAUAUAACCGUCCAGUGCUUGUUCGACUCAAGCAUAUUUCCUACUACUACUGCUAAGCCUCCGCGUUAG
Molecule: messenger RNA, 321 nt
Organism: Ostertagia ostertagi
Lineage: Eukaryota; Metazoa; Nematoda; Chromadorea; Rhabditida; Trichostrongylidae
Source: the annotation of a GenBank genome assembly